AUAACCCCUUACGACGGGCACACAAGCACGUACGGCCACAGUCAGCUGAAAACUGGGCAUCCCGUCCGCUCUGCCAUACAUAAGCAGUUGAACGGCAGAUUAGUACUACGGUGGGUGACCACGUGGGAAUCCCUGCUGCUGUACGUUUUGCUCCUCGUCAUCGUGGUUAUGUUUUUGUAUCUCUUCGUGGUUUGCAAGUCUCUUGGUGUCAGGUAUCGGCAUAAACAUACUCCGCUCUCCUCCACUGCAAGAGUUCGCCAAAACCGUGGGCUUGACGUAUCCGGCUGCUCGGCUCGCCAGAAAUGGAUUAAUAAGGUUGUCUCAGUCAAGUCUUGGCUCGUAGGAUUCGUGUAA
Molecule: messenger RNA, 354 nt
Organism: Aureobasidium namibiae CBS 147.97
Lineage: Eukaryota; Fungi; Ascomycota; Dothideomycetes; Dothideales; Saccotheciaceae
Exons: 1
Source: RefSeq, a predicted model, not a curated record